Messenger RNA from Pyrus x bretschneideri (Chinese white pear), 2073 nucleotides. Its product is annotated as probable complex I intermediate-associated protein 30. Gene Ontology annotation, biological process: mitochondrial respiratory chain complex I assembly; mitochondrial electron transport, NADH to ubiquinone. The record is from RefSeq and is a predicted model, not a curated record. Lineage: Eukaryota; Viridiplantae; Streptophyta; Magnoliopsida; Rosales; Rosaceae. Gene Ontology annotation, cellular component: mitochondrion. Bases 1130 to 1924 code for a protein of 264 amino acids. The transcript has 9 exons.
UUUCUAGGGUUAGGGUUCCACCAAAUUUUUUCAAUUAAUGUGGUGAUUGGGUGGUUAAUUGGGUUGUUACUUCCUUCUAGCUAGAGCUAAGUUAACUAGUUUGCUAAGUAAGUGGCUAAAAAUUCCUAUAAGCUACAUAUACAACAGGAAAUUGAGGAGUGGUAAUGGCUUGAGUGUUUGCUUGUUUAGGAGAUUUGGAAGUAAUAAUCAUGGCCAAUCCGAAAUUGGUGAUCUUUUUCGUAUUAAAAAGGAAAAUGAGGAUAUGCAUAGCUGUGGACUUUCCCAAGAAAUCAAUCAUGGUGGGUGACGUCAUUGCUUAAUGGCUGCUGCAAGGGGGUGCUUCCCCAGGAUGGGCGUGCAAGGGACCAUACGAUUGUAGUAGGGAUUCCAUUUAAGGUUUCAUUGGAGACGCUCUAAGAUUUGGAACUCCAAAACGACAUCGUAUCCUUGUUUGGAAACUCUUUGAAUCUUACCGGUUAAAACGGCUCCACUCCAACAAGGGGCUGAAUUUGGUGACUCAAUUCGGUGCAGCAAUCUAACUAGCUUUGGUAAGCUCUCUCUUCCCUACAAUUUUAGACUGCUGAUUCUAAUUCCAUUCAAAUUUAUCAGAAAUGGGUUUUAUUUAUCCUUAUCGUUUUUAUUUCUCAUAGUUCAAACUUGUGGGUUUAUGCUGGAUGGGUUUUUCUCAGGAAAAACCCAGCAGAUGGAAAAUGGGGUUGCAAGUUCAUGGGUUUUGUUUAUUGGGUAAAUUAUGUAAAUGGGUUGCUGUAUUUUUUUUAUUUAUUUAACGGGCAUCGGUUGAAAAUAUUUUAGCUCAAGUAUAAUUUUGUUGUGUUGAGCUGCACAGAUUAAGGGGAUUUCUGUUUUAUUUGAAACUGAUCAGAAACUAGACUUCGAAUCGGUACAAUUAUACAGCUACUUAAUGCUACUAAGCAAGCAUUUCAUAUGACAAGGAAGGUUUUUGGUAUAUAUAAGCGGUGUUUGCAAGUUUUAGGCAACGUUGGAGAAUUAGUGUUUCUGAACUGAUAGGUUUUUGAUUUCAUUAGUUACAUUUGAGAUGUCAGUUAUUAGUAUAUUAUUCAAAAAUGUCUAUAAAUAUAGGUUCAAUUGAUAUGCAGUGGAACUCCAAAUGUGCGUCUACCCUCAGUUCGGAUGUAGUACUUCAUUACGGGAUUUGGGUUUAGGUGGGAAUAUCGAUUCGCUUUACACAUAUGUAAAUGAAAUUUGGAAGUUUGUGGAAAGAGAAAUGUCCAGGUUUCGAGGAAUGUUGCAAGCUUCCCUAAAUGCAACCAAGAAAGCACUUACAUGGAAUGUUGAAGACCUGGUGCCUCCAACUGAGAGAUUUAUUUUCAAUUUCAAUUCGAAGGAUGAGCUCAAGAAGUGGCAUCUAUAUUCUGACUCUGAAUACGGAGGGUUGUCCUCAGCAUCUUUAGAAGUUCCAGAUAAUGAAAAUGGACCCACUGGAAUUUUCUUGGGUAACCUUUCGUUGGAUUUCAUUGAGGGUGCAAAGCUGAAGAUAAACAGGAGUGGCUUUUGUGGAAUGCGUUCCAAAAAGUUUGAUGGCUACAUUGAUUUGGACCGAUAUGAUACCAUAGCACUGAAAGUUAAAGGAGAUGGAAGAUGCUACAUUUCUACGAUCUACACAGAAAAUUGGGUAAAUUCACCUGGUCAAGAAGAAGAUAAUUCGUGGCAGGCUUUUGUUUUUGUACCGAAAGAUAACUGGUACAUAGCAAAGAUUCCUCUUGCUCUGUAUCUACCAACAUGGAGAGGAAAUGUUAUCGACGCAGAAAUGGAAAUGAACCCUUCUCGCGUUGUUGGCAUGUCUCUAUCAGUCAAUGCAGAAGGCGGUCUCCCAGGUGCUAGAACUGGAGCGGGUGAUUUCAAGCUCGAAAUUGAUUGGAUCAAGGCUUUACGAACGCAAUAACCUUGUAAAAUAUGUCGGAGUAACGAAGUUCGGUUGUAUCCAAGUUUUGUGUUGAUGGUAGCAAAGUAUUCAAAGGUUUGACAUACCCAGAAAAUGAAUGCUCCUGAAUCCUGAUGCUAUCUUGCUAUACACAAUUGAAAAUUUUUGCA